GAUUGUGGGUGUGUCCAGCAGAGAAGGGUUUCAUUCAUAAAUCCUUUUAGUUUUUAAAUCAAAAUUAAGGUGCUGGGAGAAGGUUGGGUGCUUAUUGGCUUCUGUCUAAAUACCCCUGCAUGGAGCACCACAUGAAUCACAAUUAGGGGUUACUCCAGCUCGCUUGGACCAUGAGCAAUGAGUUGCCUAUUUGGCAAUACCUGACAGAAAACAGUACGGAUGUGCCAAAGGAUCCUGGAAAACAGGAUGGCUACAUCUUACUUCUAGUGCUGCUCUCUAUAUUCAUCGGAGGGACGCUGGUCUUGCUGUCUGGACUGCUGGUCAUCUGCCGUCGGUGCUGUGAGUGGGAUCGUCGGUACUCCAGGGCCAGUGAUGAUCCAGAGAAGACAAACACGACCUACUUGGAGGAUUCACAGCCUGUGCAGGAGGUCACAAUCAAAGUGGAUGAUUCAGACUGCCUGUCAUCAUCCUCCAGCUACCACAACGUUGAGAAUGAGCACUUCCUAUCCGCCUACUCCACAGGCCGCCGCGUCUCCUUUAAUGAGGCCUCACUCUUUGACCACAGCAAGAAGACGCAGGAGAAAGGACGCAGGUACACCCUGACAGAGGGAGACUUUCAUCAUCUGAAGAAUGCACGUCUUACUCACUUCAGCAUCCCACCCCCAGCGCUAAAGAUCGUGACGAUUCAUGAAUGCGAGUCCAGUGAGAACAGCAUUGCUAUGACAACCAGACCUCCAUCCAAGUCCAGUCUCUCUAUAUUUCAGCCUCUGGUCAGUGCACUGCCACAAACGGCCCUGACUAGCCUGUCACUCAGUCCAAGUUCAGCCCUUCCUGGAGACACCUUUAACUCAACAGUGGACACGGGCUUUAAGCACAGCCAUGUCUUCUCCAGGUCUGAUGCACACGACAGCACGAUCAAAGCACUUGGUAGCAGCCCACACAAUGGUGGCAGUCCCAAUUAUGCUGAGGAGGGAUUAAGCACGAUGUCUGGACCCUCUUCCCCUUCUUCCACAAGUACUACUCCUGGGACAGUGCUGCAAUUCUUUACCAAGCUGCGUCGACAUGCGAGUCUGGAAAGUGCUAGUCCCUACUUUAAGAUCAAAAAGUGGAAAUUUGAAAGCAACCAGAGGGCCUCAAGCUUAGACAUGAGAGGCUCUCUUAAAAGACGUCAGUUCCAGCGCCAGAGAGCUGCCAGCGAGAGCAUGGACCAGGAGGAGCAUGCUUCGCACCACCUGGACAUCAUUCAGUACAUUGCUCGGACCGAAGAUGUUGCCUUCCGUGUCAUGCCACCACCCUCCACCACUCCACCCGCCUCCCUCGGCAGGUUAGAGUCAGCAGAAGUGGUGGGGGCAGUGGGUGGCCUCUCACUGCCAUUGGAAGAUGAUGAGACUAGCUGCAGACCUGCAACUUCUGAACAGCACACCACAUACCGUGACAUCUGGAACCUGCGGGCAUCACUUGAGCUGUAUGCAUCUUCAGACCAGAGCAGCAACAACGACAGGGACUCUGUAAGAAGUGAUGCAGAGAGUGUGUGCUCGCUAGGAGGUGGCCUACCCAGGUACCCAUCUCAAGAUAUUGGGGAUGACUUGGAAAGCGAGUGUGAAAAGCUGGAGUUCCUUGGCAGAGAUAGUGUUACAGGCAAUGCCAAACAGGACAGUGUAGACUCAGAACGGAGCAGUGAUGGUGAUGCAGGAAACAGGAAGCUCCUGCAGAUGGACAGUGGCUAUGCUUCUAUAGAGGCUCCCUCCCGUGCUCCAGAGGAACUGCGACUCUUCAGCACAGGCAGCAAGGACAAAACAGCAUCUGAGAAAAGACAUUUCUUUACCAGCUCUGGGCGGAAGGGGACAGUGUGUGAAAGUUUUGAUGAGUCCGUCUUUGAUGAAGAGCUAGAAGAAGCUACUGGCAGUACAUUGGAGGGAGAAAGCCCACUUGCGUGGUCUCCCUACGGCCAAAUGUUUCCCACCCGUGAUCACCACCACCCUCCACAUCUCCACCGCAGGGACUACAGCAUUGAUGAGAAGACUGAUGCCCUGUUUCACGAGUUUCUACGACAUGACCCCCAGUUUGAUCACCUGGAGUCACCAAUGCGCUCCAAGCACCGAUCCAGGGUUCACUUGCGUAAGCAGUGGCAAAGGACAAAGCAGUACAGUGAUCCAGGGGUCUUGUUCCCGCCAUCUUUUGAGAGACAACGCACCCCACUGAGGAGGGGUGACAGUGUCAACUACCCAUUGGACACCCGUUACCACAGCACGCUUCCACGCAUUGUAAGUACUGCCGAUGAGGAGGUUGGUGACAGCCCAGGGCCAAAGACGCCCACUGGGGCAGCACAUGAAGAACAACCACUUUCCACCAGCAAUGGACGGACAAUCACAGAAGAGCAAGACCCAGACUCUGUUCCUAGGCUUAACCCUCUGCCUGUUCUUGAGGACAGCAGGCCGGCCCCUAUUGGUACUGGAGACCAUGGUGGCCACUUGAUUUGUGAAACAUCUGACAAUAGUUCUGUGCCAUUGCCACUUUCCCAACUGCAGGACAUGGGCUAUGGGCCCCAGACCAUCUCCGCUGAUCUAACAGACAAACUAAUGGUAAACUUGGAAGAGAGGCUAUACAGCAGCCUGAGACAAUCCAAAGAACCUCCAGAGUCUGUGGUGAGCGUUAGCCACACCUCACCAGAUCAUAGCCCGGUGUAGCGUCCAUCACUGCUUCCCUUUUCUAUAAACCACACUGGUCCAUUUACUUAUUUAUUUAUUAUUUAUUUAUUUAUUUAAUUUAUUUAAUCUGUACUGCUGUAGUAGUUGGGAUACAGCUAUCAUCUGUCCAAUAAAGGAGGAGAGAAAGGAGAAA
Molecule: messenger RNA, 2841 nt
Organism: Erpetoichthys calabaricus (reedfish)
Lineage: Eukaryota; Metazoa; Chordata; Cladistia; Polypteriformes; Polypteridae
Gene: cbarpb
Product: CACN subunit beta associated regulatory protein b
Exons: 10
Coding region: 171-2687 (838 amino acids)
Biological process (GO): negative regulation of calcium ion-dependent exocytosis; negative regulation of voltage-gated calcium channel activity
Cellular component (GO): secretory granule; plasma membrane
Molecular function (GO): transmembrane transporter binding
Source: RefSeq, a predicted model, not a curated record